AUCUGCCUGUUGAAGUCGCUCAAAUUCCACCAUUCCAGAGUCGUGUCGACCAACAUUCAACACUUUAUUACCAUUCUCUGAGACGUCAUAGAUAAAAACUCACUGUUGGUGUUACAUGCUUGAAGAGCAUGCAUGUGUAGAGCAUAACAGCAGUCGAAUGUUUUUUAGAAUUUCACAAUCGAUCGACUUUCAAAAACCACUAUACACUCGGUGCGGUGGUAGAACGGUAUUCUGUGCCAGACGGAGCUAAAAAUGGAUAAUCAAGGAAUGGACCCUCAGCAGGGGGUAAAUAACCCGGCACCACAACACGUCCAACCAAGGUACCCAGUGCAGCAUGGCUAUCAAGCGCAGCAACAACAGGGUGGCUACCCGUCGCCACAACCAUACGGUCCGCAGACGGGCUACGGGCAACCAGCCAACACGACGGCGGUCGUCAACCAACAGCCUCCUCCGCCAGACUACGGCUUCCCGGACGGAAAGGCCCCGAGCAUUAUCUUAAUUCUCGUCGCAAUUUUCAACUUGCUUUACCUGAUUAUCGUGGGGGCCGUAAGCGGAAUUUGGGCGGAAUCAGCACUCAUGAUUAUCCCACUGAUAGUCCACGGAGUCGUCGGAGGGCUGGGAAUCAUGGGUUCCUUCACAGCACCGAGGUCUUCAGCGUGUGCCAUUUGUUGCAUCAUCGCCGCUGUGAUUUCUAUGAUUGUAGCAUUCUGGCAGGUGUGGCAACUUUCCGUAGAAACUAGCUUGGUUGGCAACAUAAACCGAACGUGGCCAGCUGUGAUUCGGAUUGUCGUGGAAUUGGGAGCGUUCAGUUGUAGUUUGGCCAUGAUCAUUAUCCCGAGCAAGAAGGUCUGCUGCAAACAAAAUCCGCAAUCAGGGGGACAGGUCCUCUACGCACAGAAUACGACGGCCCCUGCCUAGUAAACAAUCGAGGAUUAAGAACAAUUUGGAAGAAUAAGGCCACAGGGUAGUUUAUGAAAUUCGUAUCAUCGUUUCUAUUAGCCAAAGCCCAUGACGGUUGGUCACAGCUGGACAUUCAAAGUAACCAGAGUGAUAGGUAGAUGUGCAGUCACGCGUCGGUUUUAUGAGAAUUGGGGAAUGAAUUUGAAGGGUCGGCGCUUUGAGCGACUGAAACCAGUUGGAUUUUAGAGGCAAUGAUAAAUCAAAAGGAUCAAAAUGCUGAUUAUGAUAAAAAUUACAAUGAUGUUUAAAAAAGUAUUUGUUUUAAAUCUAACUUCAGGUGGUUCAAACAAGACAAAAUCGUGUAUAUUUCCGUCAGAAAUUUUUUAUUUGAAAAGUAACAAUUUACGGAUUAACAUGAUAGGUAAUCGAGGAUAUGCAUAUCGCUACAACUAAAGAGCCGUUUCAGAUGGAUUAUCUCCAUCCCUAAUGAAUCACUAUAAAUUACAGCUAAUAAGACUUUGGCUUUUAUAUUGGCAAGUUAUCUGAAAGCAAUACAUCAUUUGAAAAAUGUCUUUCUUUGAACACUUGUAUAAUGUAUAGGAAAAUAUGGCAUCAUGCCGGGUGUUCCUCGGGAAAUGCCUAUACGUACUAUAAUAUGCUCUGUUGUUCAUGUGGUACGCAUAUACGGUAUGCAUAAUUUUUCGAUGGUUUGGUACUCCCUUCUCCCUACACAUACGUACGGUAGAGCGCAUACAACCGACCUCGAUAGCCUAAUGGUUAAGACGUCCGCCUCGUGAUCCGCGGAAGGUCGAAGAUUCGAGGCCCGCUGGUAACCUCUUUCCGAUGCGGCUGGUUGGUUAGCCGCCAGUCAGUUAAAUAUAGGGUACAAACUGCCUUCUCGCCAGGCGCUUUGCUUAAGAGAGAAAGGAGUUUGGAAGUAAAGACUGUCUCAUAAGCCAAAGCUGGCAAGCCCUUUCAUAAGUGUUGACACUAUGAUAAAAAAACCCAAUGCAACCACCUGCCUACGUACGCAAAUAGAUCACAGUUCGAUAUUAGUGUAUGUAGUUAAUGGCAUAGUCCAUGUCGUCAUGCUGUAUAACACAUGAAACCUGUUUUGUACAAUCUGAUUCAAUAUUUUGUUUCAUACUUGGUGACAUGUUAUGGCGAAUACGAAUGUCGGGUCAUCUUUCAAUCCCCCUCAACAUGAUCGCAAGAUGGACCUCAAAUUUACAAAUGCCCUCCCCUGUGUUGAUACAUAGUAAAUGCACGGCUACAAAGUAAAUGCAAUGCAUUUGUUCAUAAUCAUUGAAUAUACAUAACCUAGUUCCACGGAUCUAAGACAGGUGCUGAAUAUUUAAAAAAAGGGCAGAUGCAGGUCAUGCAUAUCUGCAGUGGUUUUUCGAUGCCAUUCAGAAUGUUCAAUUUGGAGUGAAAAUGGGUUUGCAAAACCAGUUCCCGGUGGUUAUGACGUCACGUUCCGGCUUAGUCUUGGUGUCAAUUUCUUAGUGAAUAUUGAAGCGGUUUAGGUCAGUUUCAAUCUAGAGUUUAUUAGAAAAUAUUAGCUCUACUCAUC
Messenger RNA from Lineus longissimus, 2473 nucleotides. RefSeq lists its product as uncharacterized. The transcript has 4 exons. The record is from RefSeq and is a predicted model, not a curated record. Lineage: Eukaryota; Metazoa; Nemertea; Pilidiophora; Heteronemertea; Lineidae. The coding region runs from base 253 to 918 and encodes 221 amino acids.